UUCGAGAGCCGCGGGAAGCGGGACACACCCUCCCCUUAGCCCGCCCCCCCACCCGGCGGCGCGGCCCCGGCGCUGGGAGGCGGGGGCCGGUGGGAGGCGCGGGGCGGGCUGCGCGCCGCGAGAGCGCCUGCUGCCGGCGGCUGACGAUGGCCGGCUGAGUCGCGCGGCAGCCCGCGCCCGGGCAGGAUGAUGCUCCUGAGGGGCCCCUGGCCGCGGCGCCCGCGGCUGCCGCCGACACCCAGACCCGCGGGCCGAGUGCAUCCGCCGCCGCGAACGCCGACGCCUCAGGUUUUGUGUGUGAAGCUGUGUGGAAAUCUGAAAUACAGUCAAUCACAUCUUUAUAGUACAGUGGUGCCCCCUGAUGAAAUAACCGUUAAUUAUAGACAUGGCCUUCCCUUGAUAACCCUUACUUUGCCAUCCAGAAAAGAGCGUUGUCAAUUUGUGGUCAAACCAAUGUUAUCAACAGUUGGUUCAUUUCUUCGGGACCUACAAAAUGAAGAUAAAGGUGUCAAAACUGCAGCCAUCUUGACAGCAGAUGGCCGUGAAAUUCCAGCUACCACUUUAAUGGAAAUUUUGCUAAUGAAUGAUUUUAAACUUGUCAUUAACAAAAUAACAUAUGAUGUUCAGUGCCCUAAGAAAGAAAAACUGAGUAUGGAGCAUGCCACCGACAUGGAAAAUGUGAAAUCCUUGGUUCACAGACUGUUUACAGCUUUGCAUUUAGAAGAGUUUCAGAAAAAGAGAGAGCACCAUUUACUGGAGAAAAUUGACGACCUGAGGGGACAGCUGCAGCCUCUUGAACAGAUAAAGGCUGGAAUCGAAGCUCGCUCAGAAGCCAAAACCAGUGGACUUUUGUGGGCUGGAUUAGCAUUGCUAUCCGUUCAGGGCGGGGCGUUGGCCUGGCUCACUUGGUGGGUGUACUCCUGGGAUAUUAUGGAACCAGUGACAUACUUCAUCACAUUUGCAAAUUCCAUGGUCUUUUUUGCAUACUUUAUAGUCACUCGACAGGAUUAUACUUACUCAGCUGUUAAGAGUAGGCAAUUUCUUCACUUCUUCCAUAAGAAAUCAAAGCAACAGCAUUUUGAUGUGGUGCAGUACAACAAGUUAAAAGAAGAUCUUGCUAAGGCUACGGAAUCCCUGAAACAGGUGCGCCACUCCUGUUUGCGAAUGCAAGGAGAGAAAGUCAGUGAAAAGAAUUAAUCUUACAUUUCUAAAUGUUAUUAAAUUUUUCCAGUAUGUGUUGAUUCUGCAACUUAGAAACUGGAACUUUUAGUCCCUUAGUUCCUUUGGAUUUGAUCGUUUCAAUCUCUUUUGUUAAUUAAAAAAAAAUGUGAACAUAGGUAUUCUUUGAAGUUCUCACUUGAGAUUUUUAGUCUGUGGAUUCGCGUGACUUGUCCGGGAUUAAUGUGGGGAGGAGCUUGGACGCGCCCAUCAGAGUCCGAGCAGCUGCCGCUGUAGUCAGGUACUUGAGCUAAGAGUCCUUGUCCGUCUGGGUUGUGUUCAUUCUCCUGCAGAGGAGUGGUCUGUGUGGCAUUCGCUUUCCUUCUUAGGCUUCCUUUAGAAUCGUCAUGUCAUUAAUUUAUUUUUAAAUACAUCAUAAUAAUUGGAAGAUCUUUAUCAUUAAAUAUAGUUUAUGUUAUCUGAAAUGUUUCAUCUGAACUAAUAUUUACUUAGAUCCUACUCAUAUGUUUCAUACUAGCUAUGUAUGCUGACUGGUGUGAGGUAAUACCUCAUUAUUGGUUUUGAUUUGCAUCUCCCUGAUAAGUGACGUUGAGCAUCUUUUUCAUGUGCCUAUUGGCCAUUUGUAGGACUUCUUUGGAAAAAUGUCUAUUCAGGUCCUGUGUCCAUUUUGUACUCAGAUUGGGGUUUUGUGUGUAUGUGUGUGUUGAAUUGAAUGAGUUCUUAAAUAGUUUCAAUAUUAAUUUCAAUAUUAA
Messenger RNA from Lynx canadensis (Canada lynx), 1931 nucleotides. RefSeq names its product mitochondrial calcium uniporter dominant negative subunit beta (gene MCUB). Lineage: Eukaryota; Metazoa; Chordata; Mammalia; Carnivora; Felidae. Gene Ontology annotation, cellular component: uniplex complex; mitochondrial inner membrane. Gene Ontology annotation, biological process: calcium import into the mitochondrion; mitochondrial calcium ion homeostasis. The record is from RefSeq and is a predicted model, not a curated record. Gene Ontology annotation, molecular function: calcium channel inhibitor activity.